AUGAAUUCCGACAAUCCACCUCCGCCCAAGCGGUACGUCCUGGGCCUGGAAGAUUACUGGCGAAAGGUUAUGGCAGCACGUGCCACUCGCGCCAGUGCGGGGCACGACAUGGGCGGUAUCCCCCUGACGGACGAGGACCGCCUGAGGCACGUCGAGGAAAUGGUCGCGGCCUUCCGUAACAUGGACGGCAUUGUCGAUUGCCAGGUCAACAAUCCCCACAUCCGGUUUGUCAAGGAUGAACUUGACGAUGAAAAGGCCCAAAUGAAGGCGUGGGAGUUGUUGGUAAGGAGACCUCUCCGCAUAUUCCGCAUUACCCACCCUUCAUUGUCUUCCUGCACUCUUCACACAACUGGAUUGGCCCAAGGUGAUCACCGCGAUACUCCCUCUGGAGUCGUGAGGGCGGAAUUCAAAGACUUCAGGACCAGAUGGAAGACGGUAGUUGCCCUCAUGAGGGAGUGCAAGGCCGCCGUGUGCAACGCCUUCCAAGCUUCUAUCGUCGAACGGUUUGUAAACAACCCAGUCACGGAAUUGGACACGAAGCUGUCAAACUUGCACACGAACGCCCUUAAGACCACCAGGCAAAAGAUUGCGACGGCCGUCGAGAAACAUGGCUCCGCCUCUUUCGACAAAAAUACUCGUGAACUCAAAGACAGCCAAGGCCAACUUAUUGCAGUGUUCCCCAAGCCAGUCAAGCGCAAGGUGGCCGAAGUCUUGGGCCCCGAGCUUGCCAGACACGCCAAGGUGAAACGUGUAAGGCGCCCGAGACGGGCGCGGACGCAGGCCAGCAACGCGAACAACGCCAGCAACGCGAACAACUCCAGCAACGCGAACAACGCCAGCAACGCGAACAACGCCAGCAACGCGAACAACGCCAACAACGCGAACAACGCCAACAACUUUGUACACGACGACAACGGCGAGGACGUUGACAACGGCGAGGAGUCUGACAAUAGCGAUUACGGCGACCAUAGCGAUGAUGACGAAGACAACAGCGACGAAGACGACAACAACAGCGAUGAUGACGAUAACAACAGCGACGAUGACGACAACAAAAAUCACGGCGAUAACUACUAUGGUACCUCUAGUGAACACUUCAUUUCUCGUCACCAUGCCAACCAAGUCGGUGGACCUGCCGGCGUGGGCUCAUCGAAUCAGUCGCAACACCACGACCAUGGAGUCCAUGACGGCCAGUUCCCUGCCUCGGGUCAAGCUUGGGACCAGGAGUUUGGUCCUCAGCAGACCAACAACGCCCUAGGUGCCGGUCUUCAGGGGCCCCUUCCUGACGCCCCCCUUCCCAGUACCACCCUUCCUAACGACCCCCUUUCUAACAGGCCCCAUCCAAAUACCCCCCAUCCCAUUGCCCCCCCAUCCCAUUGCCCCCCAUCUCAGUUCCACCCAUCUCAAUUCCCCCAUCCCAAUUCCCCCCAUUCCAACAACCAGGAUGACGGCCAACAGGCUGUCCCAGCUCCCGGCUUUCAGAACGAGGCAUAUCUUGACUACUUUGAGGUGGACGAGGAUAUUUACGAGAUCUAA
Molecule: messenger RNA, 1533 nt
Organism: Neurospora tetraspora
Lineage: Eukaryota; Fungi; Ascomycota; Sordariomycetes; Sordariales; Sordariaceae
Exons: 5
Coding region: 1-1533 (510 amino acids)
Source: RefSeq, a predicted model, not a curated record